This is a messenger RNA of Ahaetulla prasina, 8929 nucleotides long. RefSeq names its product Sp1 transcription factor (gene SP1). Lineage: Eukaryota; Metazoa; Chordata; Lepidosauria; Squamata; Colubridae. Gene Ontology annotation, biological process: regulation of transcription by RNA polymerase II. Gene Ontology annotation, molecular function: DNA-binding transcription factor activity, RNA polymerase II-specific; RNA polymerase II cis-regulatory region sequence-specific DNA binding. The transcript has 6 exons. Bases 383 to 2632 code for a protein of 749 amino acids. The record is from RefSeq and is a predicted model, not a curated record.
UUAUGGUGCUAGAUUAAAGACAAAUUCUAAAUGCUGUGUGUGUGUGUGUAUUCCAAAGUGCAUAAUCUAUAGUCACAAUGCUUUAUUUUGUGUUGAGUGUACCACUUUAUUUAGCGUCUGAUGAAGACCUUCAUUUUUAAAUCUGUAUUUUUAAAUAAAAAAAUCUCUUGCUGCCCAAUACAGUUAGUCCUCAAUUUACGACCACAACUGAGCCCAAAAUGUAUGUUGCUAAGUGACAAAUUUAUUAAGUGAGCCCCAUUUUAUGACUUUUGUUGCCAUAUUUGUUAAGUGAAUCACUGAAGUUCAAUUAGUAACACAGUUGUUAAGUGAAACCGAUUUCCCCGUUGACUUUGUUUAUCAGAAGGUUGCAAAAGCUGAUCACAUGACCCUGGGACACUGCAACUGUCAUAAAUAUCAUGAUAUUUCAGAAGACAUGGUUGUUAUCAAGACUGAGAAGGUGGAUGAAAGCUGCAGUAAUGAUGGAGGAAACUGUGAGGCCCAGGAGUCUCAGCCUUCUCCUCUGGCCCUGCUAGCAGCCACAUGCAGCAGGAUUGAAUCUCCCAAUGACAACUCUGAUGGUUUACAGGGGCAACAGGGAGGCUCAAGUGAACUGGAUCUUGCUUCUGCAACUCAAAUCUCUCAAAAUGCAAAUGGCUGGCAGAUAAUUUCCACUGCUUCUGGAACUUCUGAUUCUCCCAAAGAUCUGGGGAAUAACGGCAAUGAAGACAACGAUUCAUCUUCCAAAAACCGAGCUGCCACCACUGGGCAGUAUGUGGUUGCUGCCACCUCAAAUAUGCAGAACCAACAAGUUCUGACGGGCUUAUCAGGAAUGUUGCCGAAUAUUCAGUAUCAGGUGAUUCCCCAGUUUCAAACAGUGGAUGGUCAACAGUUGCAGUUUGCCACUGCUCCCACUCAAGUUAGUGUCCAGCAAGAUGCCUCUGGCCAACUACAGAUAAUUCCAGGAACUAACCAGCAGCUCAUUACAAACAGGUCUGGCACAGGCAACAUCUUGGCUGCCAUGCCAAAUCUUUUGCAGCAGGCUGUCCCCAUUCAGGGAGUAAAUGCUCUCUCAGGGCAAACCCAGUAUGUCACUAACGUCCCACUGGCUUUGAACGGCAAUAUCACCUUAUUGCCUGUCAACAGCAUUGCUGCCAGCUUGGCCCCCACCUCUCAGUCAGUUACUCUAAGCAAUUCUAGCUCUCCAGAGAACAGCUCUCAGCCAGUUUCUGUCACGUCAAUCAGUUCCUCCAGCGUGGCUGCGACUCAAGCCAGUACUGCCUCCUUUUUCACCACUGCUAACAACUAUAGUGCCACUACCACCACCAGUAAUUUGGGCAUCAUGAAUUUUUCAACUAGUGGCAGUGUGGGAACAAACGUUCAGGUGCAAACACCGCAGAGGACAAACAGCACUCAGAAUGCCGAUGCUGUGCAAGUUGCAGUCCAACAAGGACAACAGAAAGAUAUUGAUCAAAACCACCACCACCAGCAGAUCCUAGUGCAGCCUCAACUUGUUCAAGGAGGACAAGGCAGCCAGACCUUUGCUCCUCAAGAUGCCCUGCAGAACCUGCAGAUCCAGGCACUCCCCAACACUGGUCCAAUCUUUAUUCGAACGCCCACUGUAGGGCCAAAUGGACAAGUCAGCUGGCAAACUAUUCAACUUCAAAAUCUUCAGGUCCAGAAUCCGCAAGCUCAGACAAUCGCUUUGGCUCCCGUGCAAGGGGUGUCCCUGGGGCAGACGGGGAGCACCAGCACAACACUCACCCCUAUAGCUUCUGCCUCUCUACCCAGUGGCACAGUCACGGUAAAUGCCGCUCAGUUAUCCUCUGUACCAGGCCUUCAGACUAUCAACCUUGGGGCCCUGGGAUCUGGCAUCCAAGUUCAUCAGCUGCAAGGGCUCCCUCUCACCAUUGCCAAUGCCACUGGUGAUCAUAAUACCCACCACCUUAGCCUCCAUGGUACUGCUGGAGAUGGGCUGGCUGAUGAUGGAACCACUCUGGAAGAAGGGGAAGCCAGUCCGGAUGCCCAGCCACAGCAAGUCCGAAGAAUGCGCAGAGAAGCCUGCACUUGCCCUUAUUGCAAAGACAACGAUGGCAGAUAUGUCCCCAUUUUCAGAGGCUCCGGGGACCCUGGCAAAAAGAAGCAGCACAUCUGCCACAUCCCAGGCUGUGGGAAAGUGUAUGGGAAGACAUCUCAUCUGCGAGCUCACCUUCGAUGGCAUACUGGUGAACGGCCAUUUGUUUGCUCAUGGACGUAUUGCGGCAAGCGUUUCACACGCAGUGAUGAGCUACAACGACACAAGCGAACACACACUGGAGAGAAAAAAUUUGCCUGUCCUGAGUGUCCCAAACGCUUCAUGAGGAGCGACCAUCUUUCUAAGCACAUCAAGACCCACCAAAACAAGAAGGCAGGCGCACCUAACAAUGUGGCUAUGGACGUCUCCGCAGUCGCCAUUGAUGCGAAUGCUUCUGCCGAGAGCGCCGGUGGGGCAGCACCUUCGGCCCUCAUUGCAACCAAUAUGGUGGCCAUGGAAGCCAUCUGCCCAGAAGGCAUCGCGCGCCUGGCAAGCAGUGGCAUCAAUGUCAUGCAAGUGGCUGAUCUCCAGUCGAUCAACAUCAGUGGCAAUGGAUUCUGAGGAUCUGUCUGAUCUUGUAUAAAUGUGUGGAUUCUCAAGAUCCAAGAGAUGCCUUUUAUUACAGAAGUGACAGAAGAUGGGGACUCAGCUGCCAUAUCUAGCUUUCAGAUACCAUUUCUGUCUCCCAGGAAUAUUGUGUGCAGAAUAAGGUCUGCUUGCUGUAUAGGUCUGCCUGGUGAUGCCUAGAGUGAAUACUUGGGAAAUGGGGAUGGCCCAGAACUGAUUGAGUAAUUUUUGUUUUUGCUUUUUCUUCCCCUCCCCCAUUAGGUCUCUUCACCUUUAUUAGGUACCCCAAUGCCAUCAUGCCUUGGUUCUAAAUGUAUAUGAUCAUUGAAAUACUUUUUAGCAGGAAAAAAAUCUAUAUUAUUAUUGUUAUUAUUAUUGUAAUUAUAUAAAAUUAUAAAAUAUGUUCUUUUGGAUGAAAGAGAUUAAAAAGUGCUGCAACCAAAGUCCUUGGUUGUAGUUCAGAUGCCUUAACUUGGAACUUAUUGAGCUGUUAAACGGCGCUCAGGCUUAUGUUCAGAUGCUAUAUUGCAUUUUAAUUGUAACUAUAAAAAUAUAUAUAAUUUAGCUUUUCUUAUGUUUAACUUUUAGGUUUGUCUUCCUCCCCCUCCACCCCAUGUUGUCUUCCUUACUUGAUCAGACUCUCAUACCUACCUGUACCUUUUUUUAAAAAGUUACUUCCUGAUAAUUUCCAUUUCUCUCUGUUUGGAGAAAGGAGUGUCUAUUUAAGUCCCUGUCGCCUUUUUUCCUACCCAAAGUGGUAGGGUCCAUGACCCACUGUGUGUUCAGAACUUGCAAGGGAAAAUGAGCCUAGGAAAGAUGGAAAUGUGACACACAAUUUACAUCCCUUCCCUUCCAAAGGCAUGAAUUCAACUUUUAGCCCAAGGGGAAUUAUUUUCAGUCCCUAGUGUAAAGCAGUGAAUCCUCUUUUUUUUAAAGUAUUUGUGCAUGCAUAUGAUCCAGGGGAUACACUCUUAAGAAUACCAGAAACCUUAAGGGUGUGGUGGAAAGAUUUUUAUAUGUGUUAUGGCUCUACUCAAGCUAUUUUACUACAGCGGAAGUUGGAACUAUGGUAUUGGACUCUGUUGUGCUUCGUUUGAGAUCUUGACAAUGCUAUGGCCAUGUAGUUUAAGGGGGAAAAAAUGUAAGUUUGGGUUCUUUUAGCUUGAGUUACUGCAUUGCUGUGAAACACUAAGGGACUUGCCCAGUUCUUUCCAAAUUGACAAAUGAUCCAAUAUUUGGCUCAGUUGCUGGGCACUCCAUUGAGAAUAAAUUAUGAAUUGGCUUUUGUAUCUCCUAUUUGUAACUUCUUUUUAGCAAUUUAGUGCUUGCUAGCCAGCUUGCUCCCUUUAUGAGGUUACAUAUGAGAACAAUUAUGAGGAAAUUGCAACAAAGGGAACUAAAGUGGAAGUUCAAAUACCAAAGAAAUAAGUGAAGAAGGCCAGUGCUUACAAGAUUUAAAAAAAUGAUGGGGAAGAGUAUUUGCGGAAUCUCUGUUAAGGAAUGGGGCCUUAUGACACUCACCUCCACCCCAGUAAGUGUUCAGACAGUUCCUAAAAUCUCUUGUGUUUAAAGUCAACCACCUAGACAAAUUGUUCCGUACUUUACCAGAUUGUUCAGCUGAUCAGUCCUAUGUCCUUUUCCCUCUGCUACUUAAAACAAGGCAGCUCCUCCGUUAGCAUAACAGAUUUUGUUUUAUUAAAGUAUUGAGGGAAUUUUUUAAUUGUUACAAAGCCUUCAUGAAGCUUCUGCCUCUUGCAUACUUCAAUGCUGGUUAUGUGCAUAGUGAAUUUCUACACCGCAGAAAGUUCACAAAAGGGUCCAUGAAUUGUUGUUGGGGUAUUAUAGUUGGCCAUUAUAUGUUGCUUCCGUUGCUUUGCUCUGAUGUUCUCUCAUCACUUCACUCCACUCCUCAGUAACAUAAAAGCCAGUUUAUUAUUAUUUUUUCUCUGCCUUCAGUAUAAAGUGUUGUGUUGGUAACAUUUUGAUGCCUCUCUUGCCAUGUCCUGUCCUGUUUUCCUUUUAUUGUGUUGACCCUCCUCCUCUCUGCCUAAGAAGAGCUGAAUUACAACAUCGUUUUCAUCAGGGACAGGGAGAAAAUAUCAUUUUUCCUUCCUCAGGACAACGCUGGAGUUAAGAUUAACAGUCCCCAAAAUUAUCCAGGUGCUUGCAUCUGCAGAUCCUUGGAGUCCCUUACCUGGAGUUGGAUAGCGCUUUCACGAUCUUGUGUGAGUUUUUAAAAAGAAUAUCUUGUUUCACAAAUGCUGCUUGUUGAGCUGAGAGAGGAUGGAAACAAGACCAAAAAGUGUAAGCAUCUUAAAGCAUAUCAAAAACAAGAAAGCCAUGGUGUAAAUUGUUGACUUCUGUAGUGCUUGUGAAUUAUUUGCACUGGUGAAUUGAUUUUGCUCAAUCUAUUUUGGGUGAGGUGAAAUUAUCACUCGGUGCUUAGCCUUUUCCCUUUUUCUCUACGAUUUCUCUUAUUCAUUUUGAUGAAUUGGAUUGGAAAGGGCAGACUUAUACCGGUAAUAUAAGAAACAUACAACAAAUAUAAGAAACAUAUAACAAAUAUGAAGUAAUGUACAACCAGGAGGACUGAGUAAGUAUGUAACUCAAGCAUUUUAUUAAGAGUUUCCUUGUCACAGAAGUAAGGAUUUGUGAUCUUCUGGGUAUUGCUGUCAGAUCAGAGACAAAGCAGAUUGUAUUUCUAAUACAGUGCAAACUCAAAAGCAAGAGAAUGUUUUAGGGUUUUGGAAUUGGAUGUUCCAGAGACUCAAGGAUUGUAGUCUGAUAGAAGAUGGUUUUUACUAUGAUAGAUUUCAAGUACUGUAAUGCCAUUACUGAAAUAAUUGGAUACAGACAUUAUUUGCCACAGUGAAGGGAGCUUGAUGUUCUAGAUAAAUUUAGCCCCAUAUAGUAUGCAGCAAUAAAUAAAUUGCCCCAUACCUCAGGCUGCUGGCUUAUUCUUGCUAUUUUAAACCCCUUGCUUCAAGGUUGUCUUAGGAGCAGUUAUUUCUUUGGGGGUGGGGUGGGGGGAAGAGCAGUAUGAUAUCUAUAAUGCCCGAGUUGUCAUUUGAUUUUUCAAAUUUGGGAAAGGAGAAAUACGUUCUUAAGAAAAAAAACUAAAAAUGCCCCAGAUCUCAUGCCAUUUUUCUUUAUACGCCCAAAACACCCACAGACUUAUUAUACACCCAAUAUGUAUAUGCUUAUGAAGGAUUGCAGGAUAGAUAGUUCCCACUUUCUGAAAGAAUAGCUGACUUUUUUUCCCCUCUUUAAACUUCCCUAUAAUGCCAGAUUGUGCUUGUUAAUGGCAUCUAUUCUCAAGUAUCUGUUUUCCUAGCAGAUGUGGUGUUAAUGGAAUGCUGUUAUGACCUCAUCGUUUUUUCUUCUGCUACAGACAAUACCACUAGCAUUUUCUCAAGUGCUACACUGGUCUGUAUCUAUUCACAUUUACACAUUUACACAACUGAGGAAAUGGCAUCCUUUUUUUUUUAAAUGCACUGGACAGUUCUUGUUAUUUUGAACAUUACUUUCUCGCUCAGUUCAGUUUGACUUGUAGAAGGAAUCCAUCUAUAAUCUGUAAAUGAAUAUAUAUUUUUUUGUCUUGACAGACUUUCUGAGUCUGGUGUCUCAGGUUGGCCAUCACAGAAGAUAUAUAUGAGUCUCUCUUCCUUGGCUCCUGUUUGUUUUCUAAAGAGCAAUAUUUAGUUUACAACUAUUGCUACAACUCAGGAAGCCAGAAGGAGGGUUCCUAGUUAGUGAUAGAAAUCCAAUAAAUCUGUGAAGUGUGAACCCUUAAGGAAAGGGAAGACGCUAUUAUAAAUCUCUUUACUUUCAAAGGGCAGAAAUGAGGAGAGAGGGUGAACAUUUUUAUUUGUAAUAAUCUAAAUCUGGAAAAUGAGCUGGGUGCAUGGAAGAAUUCUGUUUGGGGAAUACCGGGGAGUUUAGGUCCUUUGGAAGACGGCAGUAUUUAUUUCUCCUAAGUGGUGUAAACAGUAUCUCAUUGCAGCACCCGGUGACAAUUGCUAUUCUUUGUGUGUGCCUUUUUUUGUCACAGGCUUUUUCUGUGUUUCUGCUAGAAUUGAAGGUAUUUUCUGCAACGUCCAAAGUAAAUGUAUGCAUGGUAUAUGCCAAAUAUUUAGCAGAGUAUGGAGGAAAGUGAUCUUUACAAAGAUUAUAUUGCAUAGCAGCAUUGAAUUCCUUACAUAUCUGUCCCUUAUUUUCCCCCCUCCCACCCCCCCGACCUAAAAAUGCUCUCUUGGUUUUCAACCAAGGAGAGAAAUAUUUAACUCAGGUUUUUUUCUCUCUUUCUUUUAUGUAUAAAUAAUAUUGUCUGAAAUAGGCUCUUAUGUGUACUAUCACUGAACAUAAUAGCAGUUACAGAAAAAUUGACAGAAGAACAUGCAGCAAGUGCCUUUCCUGGAACUCAAAAAAAAAAAAGUCAAAAUCAAACAUUUUCUAUGGAAAUUAUCAUUGGCUCGAGACCACCUGGGUUGCCUCUUUGGCAAGCCUGGGACACUUUUCGGUAGCACCGUGUUGAAGUUCUAAUUUUGCAUUCCAUUUAAACUCCUGAUAGUUUUCUUUCUUUUUUUAAUGCCCCGAGACAUGAAUUGCCACCCGUACUGUAGCAUCACUAAAGAUUUUUCUUCUGUCGCAAAAGUGGUCUGCUUGCAUCAUUUGGUUUUAGCUCAGCAGACAAGAACUCAGAAUCUUUAAAGUCUUAAUGUAACCACGAGUGUUUAUAAGAGAUGCGUGCUAUUUGAUGUAUAAGAGAUGUCGGCUAUUUGAAAUAGUGCCCUUGGAGAAAUUCAAUCUCUCCGCAUGGGUAGCCAUGUAGGAAAGCCUUUGGUUCAGAAGGAUCUGGCCUACCUUCUGUUUCCCUUUGGAGUCUUAUCAUUUAGAUUUUUUUUUUAAAAAAGGUGUUGUCCACACUUUUAAGCGGCAGUGGCAUCCCCAUUUGGUGCCAUCUUCCCCUCAUUUUUCUGUUUCGUUUUAUAACAUUGUUUGCAGUGACUGUUCUUGUGAUCCGUUCAGAACGAUAGCGUGAUCCUUGGUUAUCUGCUGAACUGAGAAUGUCUGUUGCUUCCAAAAGAUGGCCUCUGCUUACAAAGGGCCCCAUUCAGUUUUCACACAAACACACACAAAAAAUAAUAUCCUUUGUGCUGUGUGUGUGUAUGCUCAGAACAAAGCUCAGUUAUUUGUAUGAUCAGCACUAUUGGCGGACUUGAGUUGUGUUUGGUUAAAAAGCAAAAAAGAGCAUCCCUUUCUGGAGGCUAUUUCUUUAGGGUGAGGUUUGUUGUCUUAUUGAAUACUUUCCCAUCACAGUUGGAAGGGCUUCAUGAAUUUUGAAAACGACUGUGUAGUGAGAGAAGGGUAGCCAUUAAUUGGACCCAUGCUGCAUGUGAGAAUGUGUCUCAAUUCCAAGAAUAUUAUUAAUUGAGGAUCGUUUAAACACGUAGUUGCAAGCUGGGUCUUGGAAAAGCUUUACUGAGCCUCUGUUUAUACAAACUGGCCUUAAUAUAAAAUGUGUACAUAAAAGGAACCUCCUUCUUCCAGAUGGUGAAACCUGUUUAAUUUUUAUAUUAUCUUAAAAUUACUUGCAAUGCUGUUUUUUGAAAUAAAAUGUGCCUUUCCUUUUAUAAACAAGAAUUGUACAUAGUUAAAGCCAAUGCCAUCAGCCUUAAGAGAUCUCUGUAGCAUUUUGUGCCUUGAGCCAGACUUUUCUAUAUUAAAAUCUUGUCACAAUCCAGUUUAAAUGGUCCACAGGUGUCCAGUAAUUAAUUUAAUUUUCCUAAGCCACUGGCAAAAGGAUGAGCACUUGCUUUUCACAUGCUUUGUGGUGGUGGUUGGGCAGGAGGGAAUUUGGGCUCAGAUUCCAUGAAAUAGUGCAUGUACUUUUACAUCACCUCCAAUAGCUUGAAAUUCUCUUCCAUAGUAACAUGGUUGCCUCUAUAUUUCUUCCCAGGAAGUGGGGAAAUGAGAAGUGAUCUAAGGUGGAUGCAUUUUUUUUAAUUAUUAUUUUUGUUUUCCUGGUGCUUAUAGCACAGCUCUGCAGUCACUUAAGCCAACCUGUAACACUGGCAAUAAAAUAAUUUUGUCUAUUCUAUGUAAAAGACUGUUUGUUUUAUCUUGUAAUAAUGUAUAUGCUUUUUUUAAAAAAAAAAAUCCAAUUACCUAUGUAAUGAUGUCUGAAACACUUUUAAAAAGUGCUAUUUUUGUACAAAGAUUAAAAUAGUUUGCCUCCUUUGUAUACUGAUUACAUUUUUUAAAUGAAAGGAAUAAACAAGUAUCUACAGA